AUGAAGAUCAUCAACCCGGUUCGAGACUCGGAGUCUCCCCGGACAGAACGCCUAACAACUUUCCAUCCCUUCCUUAGACUUCCACCCGAGCUACAGCUUCGAAUCUGGGAGAUGUGUCUCGAGGACUUCGAGCUUCUUCGGUGGAAGGAAUUUGGUAUCAUAAGCCUCUAUCCGAUGAACACGAAAUUCUUCGACGGCGGCCCCGGCCGGCGGCCCCAAGUUGCCCAACGGCUCCACAUCCCCGUCCCACCCCUCAAGCAAGUCUGCCAUACAUCCCGCCACGUUGCUGAGAAGUGGCUCAGUCGAGGACAGGCUCGGCGCGUAGCGCUCGGGGCGGGGGACCCUGACCCUGACGGCGACGAAGAUUAUGGGGAUUUCUCGUCACGGUCGUUCUGGAAAUUCUCCGUGGCUCGAUGUACCCGGAAAGACCACGACGGGGGGCUUGUGCACUACAUAACCAACUGCUGGCAGAGUCCUUGGAAGGAAGUCUUGCUGGGUUACUGCCACCAGGUCUACCUCUCGCUGGACGACUACCAGCAAGUGCGGGCGCAAUGGGAGGGAGGCUACCUACCGAAGCUGCGGUGGCCUCGCCGUCGCCCCGGGGGGCGAAGGCCGUGGCGCAACUGGGAGCUGACCGUGCCGCUGGAGGUGCUGCAGCUUGAUCUCGAUGCGCUAGCUGUGCUAUUUGGCGGUGUGGUAUACGGUCUGCAGAAAGUGCUUGUCGUCGUUGACGGGCUGCCGCGGGGUCGCGCCGGCCAGCACAUCAAGACUACGGACUGGGUGGUCAUUGACGUGACAACGCCAGAGUAUUGCGAGGGAAAGCGGCUACUGCGGGACCAGCAGUUGAGCGUCGUGUGGAAUGACGGCAAGAGUGUCUUUGAGCAAGAGGUCUAUGAGCUGAUCGAGGCUGCGGCGCGCCGGGUUUCCUUUUGCACCCAGGGGGAGUUCACGAUUAUCCCUGCGGUGGCGGAGCAUAGAUUUUGGCUUAGGUAG
Messenger RNA from Aspergillus aculeatinus CBS 121060, 993 nucleotides. Its product is annotated as 2EXR domain-containing protein. The transcript has a single exon. The record is from RefSeq and is a predicted model, not a curated record. NCBI's taxonomy places the organism in Eukaryota, Fungi, Ascomycota, Eurotiomycetes, Eurotiales, Aspergillaceae. Bases 1 to 993 code for a protein of 330 amino acids.